This is a messenger RNA of Zygosaccharomyces rouxii, 1131 nucleotides long. It is a transcript of the gene ARO2, whose product is annotated as bifunctional chorismate synthase/riboflavin reductase [NAD(P)H] ARO2. Lineage: Eukaryota; Fungi; Ascomycota; Saccharomycetes; Saccharomycetales; Saccharomycetaceae. Gene Ontology annotation, molecular function: chorismate synthase activity; FMN binding. The record is from RefSeq and is a predicted model, not a curated record. Gene Ontology annotation, biological process: aromatic amino acid biosynthetic process; chorismate biosynthetic process. Gene Ontology annotation, cellular component: cytosol. The transcript has a single exon. The coding region runs from base 1 to 1131 and encodes 376 amino acids.
AUGUCGACAUUUGGUCAUAUUUUCCGUGUAACCACCUAUGGUGAAUCUCACUGUAGGUCCGUGGGAUGUAUAGUUGACGGUGUGCCUCCUGGUAUGUCCCUUACCGACAAAGAUAUUCAACCUCAGCUAUCAAGAAGAAGACCUGGUCAAUCAAAAUUGUCAACACCUAGAAAUGAGAAGGACAAGGUUGAAAUCCAAGCAGGUAUUGAAUUUAAUAAGACUUUGGGUACACCUAUUGCGAUGUUAAUUAGAAAUGAAGAUCAAAGGCCUCAUGAUUACUCAGACAUGGAUAACUAUCCAAGACCAUCUCAUGCUGAUUAUACGUACAUGGAGAAAUAUGGUCUCAAGGCAUCAUCAGGUGGUGGUCGUGCGUCUGCAAGAGAAACUAUUGGUCGUGUUGCAGCAGGUGCUAUUGCUGAGAAGUUUUUAUCACAGGUUUCCAACGUUGAGAUCGUUGGAUUUGUUUCACAGAUUGGAUCUGUUAAAAUGAACCGUGAUACUUUUGAUCCACAUUUCCACCACUUGCUCAACACCAUCACUAGAGAAAAAGUGGAUUCUGCAGGUUUUAUCAGAUGUCCUGAUGCGGCUAUCGCAGCUGAAAUGGUUAAAGAAAUUGAAAAAUAUAGAGGUCAAAAGGAUUCUAUCGGUGGUGUUGUUACUUGUGUGAUUAGAAAUUUACCUGCUGGUAUUGGUGAACCUUGUUUCGAUAAAGUGGAAGCAUUGUUAGCACAUGCAAUGUUAUCAAUUCCUGCAUCUAAAGGUUUUGAAAUUGGUUCUGGUUUUUCAGGUGUUUCCAAGCCAGGUUCUCAACAUAACGAUUUAUUUGUGUUCGAUGAGGAGACUCAAAAACUAAGAACAAAGACUAACAACUCCGGUGGUGUCCAAGGGGGUAUUACCAACGGUGAAAACGUCUAUUUCUCUGUGGCGUUCAAGUCUGUGGCUACUAUCGCUCAAGAACAAGAGACUGCUACUUAUGAUGGUAAAGCUGGUGUCUUAGCUGCCAAGGGUAGACAUGAUCCUGCAGUGACCCCAAGAGCUAUCCCAAUUGUAGAAUCUAUGGCAGCUUUAGUGCUAGCAGAUUCCUUGUUGAUCCAAAAAUCCAGAGAUUUUGCAAGAAGUGUAACUCAUUAA